GCGGCGGGAGCCUCAGUAGCCGUUUGUACCUCGACCGGAAGAGCUCUUCGCGUCACGUCGCCGUUGUCGUCGUCUCGGGACGCGCACCGCGCCAUCGCUCGUUGGAGGAUCGACGAAUCGAAUAAUCUUGCCCGUCGUGCUGCGCUCUUUUAAUUUCGUUUCUUUUUUUUUAAAUUGCAUUCGAUUUCCUGGUGCCGUUCCCGCGAAACGAUUCGCAGUUACCCAGUGUAUCUCGAAUGCACGUAUGAACGAGGGAUUUGUUUCAGUUUGGUGAAAAGUGUUUCUCGUGAAUCCUUCUGAGAGUGUAGGUGAUCGUAGACAACAAGACGAGUGUCGAUGAUAUGAACAAAGGCCAGUGAACCGUGAGCGUGAACGCAAAUGAGUGAAUGGUUACGGAACGGAGACAUGAUGAGAAGUGUCACAAGUUAUCGAGAAGCGCGACCUUCCCUUUUCGCGUCCCUUUUCGUCCUACUCGCCGUUUUCGUAAUCGGUGUACGUGGACUUAGUAAUAUAACUAUCGAUAUUCCAUUGGCCGUUGCAGCUGGCACAACCGUCAACAUGAGCUGCAGAUACGAUCUGCAAUCAGACACUUUGUACACGGUGAAGUGGUACAAGGGCCCAGAAUUUUAUCGAUACAUUCCGAAAGAGCUGCCACCGAUUCGCGUUUUCGGAGACUUGGGUGCCAAAGUUAUCCAAAAUCGGAGUGACGCUUACCGUGUAGUUUUGAAAGACGUGCAGCCAAAUAAUUCUGGGAAAUAUCGAUGCGAAGUUUCUGCCGACUCUCCAUCCUUUAACACCAUGACAGUCUCGACGUACAUGUAUGUCACCGAUCUGCCGAAGGGCGAACCUCAAGUAAGAGUGGAGAAGAUACGUUACGGCGUGGGCGAGACAGUGCGUGCAAACUGUACCGUCCCUUCGGGAAAUCCACCGGCGAAUGUGACGUGGACUGUCAAUGGGAUACCGGUAAACUCAAGUUCUAUAGCGAACGUGACGGAUAAGUUGGGCGACAAUCAACAUCUAAUGACCAUCGCAAGCCUAGAGUUUGAAACUACGCAAGAUCACUUUAACAAUGGACAGCUGCAUAUUAUUUGCCACGCUAACGUCUUUCACUUGUACAAAACGCAAGCCGUAGCCCAUUUGGUUGAGGAACGUCCGCGUUUGGCAUCUGUAUUAGGAACACGAGAAUCUUCUUACAUCGGAGGUGCAACGAAACAUUUCGAAGGAUGGUUAUUGAUAAACGCGGCGAUCAUGCUAUUGCUGUGCAAUCUGAGAUAACAACGAUGAACAUCCGUUAUUCACCGUAUAUGCAUGUGACUGUAUCAAAAAUGGAGAGGGCAAAUUGUUUGUAAAUUUUUUAAAUCAUUAAGUGCGACGAGAGGAAAAAGCGAAAAACGUUUUCUGUUGACACAUUAAAUAUCAAUCGUAUGUUAUUCGUGUAAAUAGGAUAAAGAAGAAAAAAAGUUUAGCUAAUUAUGUAUAACUGCCACCGUAAUGUGUAACUGCCACCGGCUACCCUGUCCUGUCGCGUCGCAGUGAGACGAAUUUAAAAAACGAAAUAACGUGUCAUGAAAUAUUAUGUAUUUAGAUCGGCAUGAUGAUGCGACGUCGCGCCAAAAUAUUCAACAACUCGUUUCAACAACCCUAUUACACUGUAUUUUCUAUCCUCGGGAAAUGAUUUUGAUACCUCUUCCGUAACGUUGUAGCUACCACGAUGUAUCAUCUCACGUUUCUAGGUAAAGGCUGUUAUUGUUUAUGAACGAAGUUUUAUUUCAAUGAAAAACAAAUAAAUAAUUCACCUUCGUUAA
Messenger RNA from Ceratina calcarata, 1805 nucleotides. RefSeq lists its product as uncharacterized. The record is from RefSeq and is a predicted model, not a curated record. The transcript has 6 exons. The coding region runs from base 379 to 1275 and encodes 298 amino acids. NCBI's taxonomy places the organism in Eukaryota, Metazoa, Arthropoda, Insecta, Hymenoptera, Apidae.